UAAUAAACGGAAUCAAGAAUAAUAUUUUUUUGCAUGCCGGCUGAGUGCGGCACACAAUUGCGCAUGUCCUAGCUCGUGUGGGGUUGGGGUGGAAACGGAAAUAAAGGAUAAUAAAUAACUGGCAAAACUGGAAUGAGCCACAACACAACACAACAUAGAGCACAAAACAACAAUUGUCAGUUUGCUGCCGCUGCCGCUGCUCUUGUUGCCGCUACAACAUUUUGCGGCAUCGAUUUUGAGGACACAUUCACAUCCUGCUCAUCCUUAGCCAAAUAAUAGCAAAAAAAAAUAUAUAAUAAGAAACUAGCACAACCAGUUUUCGCUCCUGGAUCCAGUUUUGUCGUCUAAUGUCUGCUAGACGUUACUAUUUCGGAGCAGAGAAACGCUACAACAACUCCGGCGAGGGGCAGGACGAUCAAGCCUUGCACGAUGAUGUCCCCUUGUUUCCCAACAGCAGCAACAACACCAACAACAACAUUAACAACAACAACAGUAAGAGCAACACUAACAAUGACGAUACGAACAAUGAACCCGAGCCGGAUGGCGACAAGGACGAUGACUCUGAAUUUCUGCAGGAGGUGCCAUACUCGUCCAGCAGCAUCGAUCGCAGCUCCAUUGGCUCCAUACCCUGGGCGGACGAUGCCAUCAAGAAGAACAAACUCGAUUGGGAGCGCGUCGAUCGUAUGCUGAGCGGCGAGGAGCAGCUGCCGGACCAGGAGCAGGAGUUGCGACAUGAAAUCAUCGAUUGGCAGCACAAAUUUCCCAGUCUGUUGACGCGCAAAGCGCAGCCACUGAAACAGCAAAGUUUUGACAGCAGCCACCGCAACAAUCCGGCACCCGAUGAGUCGGGAGACAUUGAUUCCAUCUCCGAUCUGAGUCUAAACUCGCUGGAUGACUUUGAUGAGGGCGAUGAGGAGGAGGAUGAUGGCUUUCUCACCCCAACCGUUGACCGUCAGAGGGAACAACGGGAGCCAACCCGUAAUUAUACACGUCCUGGCCCGAAUCUUGUGGCGAUACUCGACAGAGACUUACACAUCACAUCUGUAGCGCUCAAGCUGAGGAGGCGGGAGCCUCCGGCGGCGCCAGCAGCACCAAGCACACCUCAAUCCGCAACCGUUGCCCGCUCCCGUCUCCGGAUGCCGCCCAUUCUUAAUGUGCUCGACUCGAAUCGACGCUUUCGGGGAUUGCUCAACAAUCGCAGCUUUGUGCAGCUGACACAGGUGCAACAGCAGCCCAAGUCAGCGGCCCUAACAUACGCGGAGAGACGCCAACAGACUGGCAUUCGAUCCGCCUGGAAUAUGCCAAUGGCUGCCAGUCGAUUCCUAAACAACAAGCAUGCGAUUGUGUUGCCAUCGCUGAACCGGCAUCCCAGGGAGUUUAGCACCAAUGACAUGACGACAACGACGACCGCGUCCAAUCAGAGCAUUUCGAGCAAUCGGGAUUCGUUGGGCCAUGGCACCCGACGUGGCCAGCAGCAGCAGCAGCAGCGGGAUCUGCAGCAGCGGGAUCAGCAGCAGCGUCAGCAUCAGUAUGGCCUGGCCCUGGACCAAGUGGUGACCACUAAUUCAAAUACACCAUCAACGGGUCGUUCCAUAUCGGCUGCCAUCCAUCAUCCGCGAUCGGAGUUUGCCAACAGUAGUGCCUUCUACAUACCGUACAGUGCCUCAAAAUUUAAAGCCUUUAAGUAGCCAAAUAGUCUCAUCUUGUAUACACAACAACAACAACAGCAACAACAACUAGCAAUAAAGUUUGACCAAAUUGCAGGGAUGAAAUAUUAUAAUAA
Molecule: messenger RNA, 1783 nt
Organism: Drosophila grimshawi
Lineage: Eukaryota; Metazoa; Arthropoda; Insecta; Diptera; Drosophilidae
Product: myb-like protein AA
Exons: 1
Coding region: 348-1688 (446 amino acids)
Source: RefSeq, a predicted model, not a curated record